GGGGCGACCGGUGCGACAGGGACGGACGAACUAACCCUGUGUACGAUCGAGGGAGACAGCGAUACAGGCAGAGGAGGGGCGCAGGCUUCACAUGCCUCAGUGUGAUUGGUGGGUGCACGCCGCCCCAAGCCGCGCCCCCCGCGCGCCGAGUCCCAGACGAUCACCAUUCUGACUCGUCAGUCCAUCGCUCGACAUCGACGCGACACAAUCACCUCUUCGUCUGUGCUAUUUCACCGCAUUGUGCCAUAUAACACCACAGAGUUAAUGCUCUAAUAGAACUUUCGGACAGUCGGUUUAUUUUCAAAACGAUCGCCAUGUCGACAUUAAGUCAUCAUCCGUACGCCUUUUCAAUGCACCCGGGCAUGCUGCCGGAGUAUCCGAGUGCGCCGCAACCUUUGCCAGCGUCUUCGCCGCAGUCCGAAGGUCACAUCAAGAGGCCGAUGAACGCCUUCAUGGUGUGGUCGAGACUGCAGAGGCGCCAGAUCGCAAAGGACAACCCGAAGAUGCACAACUCCGAAAUCUCCAAAAGACUGGGAGCCGAGUGGAAGCUGCUGUCGGAAAUGCAGAAGCGUCCGUUCAUCGAUGAGGCGAAACGUUUGCGAGCUCUGCAUAUGAAGGAGCAUCCCGAUUACAAGUACAGACCGCGCAGGAAGCCGAAGCCGCCGACGCCAGGAGGUGCCCCCGGCGCAGGAGCGUUCCCUAGCUUCCCGCUUCCAUACUUCGCGGGACCAGCACCAACUUGCAGUCCCCUGGACGGGUUGCCGUACCCGGCUGUGCCCCCGUAUUUCCCACACCAGUUGGACCACCUGCAGUUCUCGAAGUUGAUGGCGCCGACGGCGGAGAAGAUGCCGACGGUGUCGUCGUCAGCCGCCGCGGUGGUGUCAUCGUUCUACUCGUCCUUGUACACAUCGCCGGCGGCUCCCCCGAAGCCGUUCUCCUCGCCGCUGUUCCACCAGUACGGUGCAGCCCCCUCGUCACCGGUCUCCCCGGCGACACCCACGCAGCACAGCCCUCACGAUGACCAGCUGAGGCGGCCCGUCUCCGUCAUAUAUUGAAGACCAACCUGCCUUCCUUGAAGGACACCAAUCUUUCGAGGUUCGGCAUCUUGGAAGUUGAAGUGUUGAGGACAGUGAAUCGUACGGACCUUAUAUUUAUUGAUCAUUAUAGGUAUAGUAAAUGGAGUGCGUCUCAUAUCAAGUGGCCUGUAAAUAGUUUCGAGAAUAGGCCUUAGGGCGGCGGAUCAUUGAGUUUCAACUGUGAUUUUUUGUUUUCGAUGCAUCUUUAUUAUAUUUAAGGUAAUGUAGCGCCGGUUCGUUAGCUAUUUAAAGUGAGAUUGGUACCAAAAAGAGAUUAUUUUUUAUAGGUGUCAGGACAUUUAGCCGAGUAGUUAUGAGUUGUAAUGUGACUUCGGUUUUUGUUUCUCUUGUCACUCGAUCAGUUUGUUGAGUUUUCAUCAUUUCCUUGUCGCGGCUCUGUGGACAGUCUCGGCCGGGAUAAUGGUAGUAGCGUUGUAAUUUAUUUAUUGACUCCUGUGUAGAUGUACCUUAAUAUUUGUAAAUUAGUUAUUUAAAUUGUAAGUUUAUUAGUACAUUCAAAUGUAUAUAUUAGUGUUUAAAUCUGAAUCGAUGUCAGUACCAACGAUGUAUUAUAAUAGUAUUUGAAAUGAAAUCUUUGUUAAUGCCAUAAAAAUAAACACUAAAUUGUUUUUAUUUUAA
This is a messenger RNA of Chilo suppressalis (striped riceborer), 1715 nucleotides long. NCBI's taxonomy places the organism in Eukaryota, Metazoa, Arthropoda, Insecta, Lepidoptera, Crambidae. The record is from the annotation of a GenBank genome assembly.